Molecule: messenger RNA, 137 nt
Organism: Dentiscutata heterogama
Lineage: Eukaryota; Fungi; Glomeromycota; Glomeromycetes; Diversisporales; Gigasporaceae
Source: the annotation of a GenBank genome assembly
GAAUGCGUUGGGUAGGAAAACGAACAUGGGUUUGUUUAUGGAGCCUUGCAAAACUAAACAGAAGAAGAUAUUUUAUGUUGCAAAAAGAAUUAUUAUCAACUAGAGUUUGGAAGUGGUUGGAUGAUAACAAUAAUUAA